GAAAAAAUAGAAAAGAGAAAAGAUAAAAGAGGCUAAAAAGCCUUAAAGUUUAAAGAAAGUUGAUUGCAGAAAGCAAGAGCUUUUGUUCCUCUCUUUUUUCCCUCCCCUCUCUCUCUCUCUCUCUCUCUCUCUCUCUCUCUCUCUCUCUCUCUCAAUCUAGCUAUCACUCUAUCUCUCUCCAUGAGUAAAGCAGAAAACCCACUAUUCCAACUUCACCAGCUGUAGAUAGAUUGUGUGUAGUAUUUACUUCCUUUCUUUUCCUUUCAACAAAAACAGCACCAAACACCAAACAAUAUUAUAGCUCGCUCAUAGUCUCCCCCACUAAAACACAAAACAAAACAAAAAAUCUCUCACCCCCUCAUGCUUGACAACAACACUGCUUCUUCUUCUGAUCAUCACCAUAUUCCUUUCCCUGACCCCUCAGAAAAUGGGAUCACCACCACCACCACCACAUCCAACAACAACAACAAAAGAAAAAGAAGACCAGCAGGCACACCAGUUAUCCUCUCUCUCUGCAUAGAUCCGGACGCAGAAGUUGUGUCGCUAUCGCCGAAGACGCUAUUGGAGUCGGACCGGUACGUGUGCGAGAUCUGCAACCAAGGGUUCCAGAGGGACCAGAACCUGCAGAUGCACCGGAGGAGGCACAAGGUGCCGUGGAAGCUGCUGAAGAGGGAGACGCAGGAGGUGAAGAAGAGGGUCUUCGUAUGCCCCGAGCCGAGCUGCUUGCACCACGACCCUUGCCACGCCCUCGGCGAUCUCGUCGGCAUCAAGAAGCACUUCAGGAGAAAGCACAGCAACCACAAGCAGUGGGUCUGCGACAAGUGCUCCAAGGGUUACGCUGUUCAGUCCGAUUACAAGGCCCACCUCAAGACCUGUGGCACCCGCGGCCAUUCUUGUGACUGUGGCCGUGUCUUUUCUAGAGUUGAGAGUUUCAUUGAACACCAAGACAGUUGCACGGUCCGGACGGUCAGGCCCGAAUUGCAGGCACUGCAGCCCUCCAGUACGGCCGGCGCCGCAGCCGCCACCGCCUGCUCGUCUCGCACCGCAUCGAGCACGAGCCCGUCGAGCGAAGCCAAUUUCGGCAACAUUGCCACUCCAAUAUUGCCCGCCAGAGUUCUCAAUUUGCCGAAGCCGAUGGAACCGUUGUUCUUCAGUUCCGAGAGAAGUAGUACUAAACCUUCUAGCACUGCUACUACUACUAAUAAUUCUAGUAAUCAUCAUCGGCAGCAACAUUUUCUCGAGCUUCAACUCCUUCCGUCGUCGUCACCACUCCACAAUUCGCCCGACGAGAACUUCUCCACCCGGUUGAAGCUCUCGAUCGGGUGCGACGAAACGACGGAAACGGCAAACAUUAAUAAGCCGAGCUCCGAGGAGCUGAUGAAGGUGGCCAUGGCGGAGAAGGCUUAUGCCGAGGAGGCCAGGAGAGAGGCAAAGCGACAGAUCGAGAUCUCCGAGCAGGAGUUUGCGAAUGCCAAGAGAAUAAGGCAACAAGCGCAGGCUGAGCUUGAAAAGGCUCAGUUGCUUAGAGAGCAAGCGACGAAGAAGAUAAGCUCCACCAUUUUGCAGAUCACUUGCCAAGCCUGCAAGCAGCAGUUCCAAACGACGCCGUCGUCGGCCGCGUUGGGGGGGCCGUCAGACGAGACAACGUCGUUGGCGAUGAGUUACAUGUCGUCGGCCACCACGGAAGGGGAAGGAGAGUAGUAAAGAAUAUUUGUCAAGUGGUGACAGAAAGAAAAACGUGGUAAUUAUGAUAAUAGUAAUAAUAAUACAACCAUGUUAUGUGUUACUCGAGGGGGGAAAAAGGGAUGUUUGUUGUUGUUGUU
This is a messenger RNA of Morus notabilis, 1823 nucleotides long. RefSeq names its product protein SHOOT GRAVITROPISM 5. Gene Ontology annotation, cellular component: nucleus. Gene Ontology annotation, molecular function: DNA-binding transcription factor activity. The coding region runs from base 361 to 1701 and encodes 446 amino acids. Lineage: Eukaryota; Viridiplantae; Streptophyta; Magnoliopsida; Rosales; Moraceae. The transcript is spliced from 3 exons. The record is from RefSeq and is a predicted model, not a curated record.